Molecule: messenger RNA, 1724 nt
Organism: Arabidopsis lyrata subsp. lyrata
Lineage: Eukaryota; Viridiplantae; Streptophyta; Magnoliopsida; Brassicales; Brassicaceae
Molecular function (GO): protein binding
Source: RefSeq, a predicted model, not a curated record
AUGAGGCAUCAACGUGGAGAUAUAAGUCUCGUUAUUGAUCAGACAAAACUUCCUCUUCAAGAUCGUCCUAAACAUCCAAAUCUAGUUGAUGAUGGUAGAAGAAACGGGUACUUGGAUUUGUGUGUUCCACUAUGCCAAGCUGCUAUGAAAGGUGACUGGGAAUCAGCCCUAACUAUAAUCAAUCGACGGCCCGAGAUUAUCCGCGAAGCAAUCACCUUUCAGUGGGAGACUCCUCUUCACAUCGCUGUUGCAUCAAAACACAAACACUUUGUCAAAAACUUGCUUGAAUUUAUGGCUGAAGUUGAUCUAUAUCUACAAGACAAGGACGGCAAUACCGCUUUUUCUUUUGCUGCAGCUUCGGGAGUUGUUGAGAUUGCUCGACUCUUGGAAGAUAAGACCAAGCCAGUUUCAUUGGCUCGAGGGGCUGAAGAUCUGACUCCAAUCCACAUAGCAGCACUGUUCACUCGGCGGGACAUGGUAGUCUACCUUAACGAGAAUACAGACUUCAUAGAUGAUCUAAUCGAUGCAGGGCAGCUAACUAAUUUUUUUCUUGCCACCAUAUCAGCCGAUAUCUUUGGAGAGACAGCAUUGCACUUGAUGGCUCGCAAACCCUCUUCAAUUUCACUUGAAAAACAGUUGAACCAAUUCCAAAGACUAGCAAAUUCCAGUAAUUUUCAAAGGUUAAUCUUGGCUCAUCAGCUCGUAGAAGAGAUAUGGAAAUCAAUUGCACAACGACCAGGAGAAGAGAUUUGGGAUUUCAUCAAUUCACCUCGAAAUCUACUCUUUGAUGCCGUACAAUCAGGAAAUAUCGAGUUUUUAAAUAUUCUACUACUUCGUUCUUGUCCUGACCUCCUAUGGAAAGUUGAUGAGAAGAAUCAAAGUAUAUUUCAUGUGGCUGCUUUACAUCGUCAUGCAAGCAUUUUCAACAUAAUCUACGAGCUCGGAGCUAGGAAGGAUUUGGUAGCUUUUUAUAAAGAACCAUUGAAAAACGAAAACAUUCUGCACCUUGUGGCUCGUUUACCAUCUCCGGAUCGGUUACAAAUGGUACCGGGAGCAGCACUUCAGAUGCAAAGAGAACUACUAUGGUUCGAGGCUGUUAAAGAGAUUGUUCCUCAUACAUACAUCAAAGCUGAAAACGUAAAGGGGGAGACACCGCAUGCUGUAUUUAUUAAAGAACAUGAAAAUUUACGCAAAGAGGGAGAGAAAUGGAUGAAACAAACCGCAACAGCAUGUAUACUCGUAGCAGCGCUGAUUGCUACCGUGCUUUUUACAGCAGCCUUCACCGUACCAGGUGGAAUCAAAGAAUCAACGGGUCUUCCUAACUUUGCUGAGAAUGAGUGGUUUGAUACCUUCACCAAGUGGGACAUCAUUGGUCUCUUUACAUCUGUCGACUCUGUUGUGAUCUUCUUGUCGAUCUUGACUUCUCGGUACGCGGAAGAUGAUUUUCGGAAGGCCUUACCGGCGAAGCUGGUGUUGGGACUUACAACAUUGUUUGAAUCGAUAAUCGCCAUGGUUGUUUGCUUCACCGCGACAAUGAUCUUGAUCCGUGAUCACACGUCUACUGGGAGGCUGAUCCUCAUCUGUUUCCUUGCUGCUCUUUCGAUUCUCUUUUUUGUUGGAUUGCAUUUUCGGAUCUGGUUGGACACUGUUAUCUCAAUCUGUAAGUCGAGUUUUCUCUUCCAUCGACGUACCGGUCGCAUCUACCCAUGAAACUCGUAGUUUGU